This is a messenger RNA of Notechis scutatus (mainland tiger snake), 297 nucleotides long. The record is from RefSeq and is a predicted model, not a curated record. NCBI's taxonomy places the organism in Eukaryota, Metazoa, Chordata, Lepidosauria, Squamata, Elapidae.
AUGGGGAUGGUAGUGGAAAUUCUUUUUAAAAAUCUCUUCAGGCUAUAUGCUGUAUUAAUUAUCUGGCUCUCGACAAUGAAUAUGAACGGCUGCUAUCCAAUUGUCACAUCUAUGAGGAAUAAUCCCCUUUAUAUGAAUUGCCAGCUGCCCAGGAAAUCUGAUUGCCUCUUCCUGCUGCUUCUGAAUGGCUGCCUUGCCAAGAUGGAUGGAUCUGAAGAACUAGCUUUGUUCAGUUCCUUUCUGGAGAAUUCUGAUAUUAAAAGAUCUUUUCGAAACCGAGUUGGAUCGGGAAUUUAA